AUGCCCAAUCCACAGUUAAAAUCAAUCCAUUCUACUUUGAACAAGAGAGAAACCAGCCCCUUGUUUGAUCCGAUUAUCUACAGGCAGACCAUCCAGUCAUCCCCUUCAUUGCUAUCCAAACUGACACUAACCCAAAGACUAGUAGCCCAUGAUGGAUGUGUAAAUACUCUGUCCUGGUCUGAAGAUGGCUCGUUGCUUCUGUCUGGGUCCGACGAUACUCAUAUUGCUUUAUGGAGAUAUUUGCCUGGUGACGACAAGCUUCCAAUUGCAUUCAAGGAAAUUGCAGGAUCUACUCGACUGGUUGCACGGUUGGCAACAACACAUACAGCAAACAUUUUCUCUGCUCAGUUUAUGCCCUUGACCAACACAACAAUUGUCACUUGUGCAGGCGAUGCCACGAUCAAGUUGUUUGACUUGACUCGAUCAUCCCAAUCGGUUACAACUAUUACUCUAACAUCUGAUGUGGUAACUACUAGGGUAUCAAACUAUCUCAGACAGACAUAUGAUUGUCAUACAGAUCGAGUCAAAAAGGUGGUGACUACUCGAUCUGAUCCGUAUUUGUUUUGGACGUGCUCAGAGGAUGGAACUGUCCGUCAAAUAGAUACAAGAGAAAGGGUACAUAGUUGUACCUAUCAAUCCUCUUGUGCAACUCCACUGAUUGGAUUUCAUCGACCCCUGAAUGCCAUGGAUAUUGAUGCGAGUGGGAGAUACGUUGCAAUCGGUGGUGACUAUCCUUCAGUGAUGCUGUUUGAUCGCAGAUACAUCAAAGAUUGUGUUGAGCAAUUUCGUCCUGAAGGAAUCAAAAGUAUCGACAAGGAUUCGUGCGUGUCUGGUAUUGCUUUUAGUAAAAAGGGUCAAGGCUCGAGAGAAUUGGUUGCGAGUUGGUUAAACUCAUUUGUAUUUUUAUUCCAGUGUGAUGAUCCCCAUACCCAAUCUAGUAAACAAAGCAGUCAUCCAGCUGGUCAGUUUGAAGACGCUCCCCAUACGACUAAACGACAGCAAACGCCUGAUGUAUAUAAUCAAGAGUACAAGCCUGAACAGACCGAUUCAACACACUCGUCCACCACAUUAGAGCAUAUUAAAACUGGCUCAGUAUCCAAUGACAUGUCUGAUUCUAGCCAAUGGGAGGACAUGUCUGAUUCUGAUAUGGAUGGACAUUAUGUUCAUUCAUACUGGAGCGAAGAUGACGAUGAUUUCCAGCCUACAUCUAGACAAGAAAGUCAUUCCAAACACAUAUCUGCGCCUUCUGUCAGCUACGCCCGUGCAUACAGAGGUCACUGCAGUUUGAAUACAGUCAAGGAUGUGUUUUUCAUGGGAGGUCGUGACGAAUACGUUGCGAGUGGGAGCGAUGAUGGUAGCGUGUAUAUUUGGGAUAGACAGUCUAGUAAGCUGGUAAGUUUGGUAUAUGGGGAUAGUGAGACAGUCAAUGUGGUUCAGGGACAUCCAUAUCUUCCUGUUAUAGCAGUUUCUGGGAUUGAUUCGUGUAUCAAGGUGUUUGAACCUGUUUCACCACUUGUUUCUACUGUUGGACCUGGGUUCAAUUGUAACCGUGUUGUUACAAGUGUGCAAAGACAACGAAUGCGACAGUAUGCGGACAUGAUUCAUCAGCAUGCACCAGCGUUUGAUAUGUCUGUUUCACCCAAUGCCAUUGGAGAUGACGACUUGGUGAAUGCUCGUGGAGCAGAACUGCCAUCUACAGAACAGAGGUUGAAUCAAAACGAGGAUCAAGAGCAUCAAAACAAUCAUAACAGUACUAAUGAGCCAAUGAGUCAUCCGUUGGUUGUAGACAUUGAUGAUGAGUUGGAGGAACUGGGAAGUAGCUCGCGUUCGUAUAUACCAUCGCUCAUCGAGGUAUUUCCUAGAAACGUGUGUACAGGACGACAUCCAUCGCUACCCAACGAGCUUUCUCAAUGUGAAUAUGUAACACGAUCAGGACAUAAAUGGAGCGGAGUAUCUAGUUUAAUGGAGCAUGCAGAGCAAGUGGUGACUGAAAAUGAGACUAGAAGAAGUCGAGGAUAUCAGCAGCAAGUGAUGCGAAGAGGGUUAAGACCAGGUCAAUGUCAUAUGCAAUAA
Molecule: messenger RNA, 2073 nt
Organism: Batrachochytrium dendrobatidis JAM81
Lineage: Eukaryota; Fungi; Chytridiomycota; Chytridiomycetes; Rhizophydiales
Exons: 1
Coding region: 1-2073 (690 amino acids)
Cellular component (GO): cytoplasm; Cul4-RING E3 ubiquitin ligase complex
Molecular function (GO): protein binding
Source: RefSeq, a predicted model, not a curated record